Molecule: messenger RNA, 1755 nt
Organism: Danaus chrysippus (African queen)
Lineage: Eukaryota; Metazoa; Arthropoda; Insecta; Lepidoptera; Nymphalidae
Source: the annotation of a GenBank genome assembly
AUGGCACUAAUGAAAAACAACGGACCCAUAAUAGACCCAGCUUUGUGCCGUUGCUGUAGAGCUAUAAAAAAAUGUAGAGUUCUCACAGUGGAGUACACCUGGAUGGAGCAGAAAGAGGUUUACGCGGAUAUGAUCAUGGACUGUUUCGGUAUACUCUUAUCCCAUGUAGAUGAAGAUGUUAAAGAUAGUGGUGUUUGUGCUACGUGUGUAGUGAGGUUACGAGAUGCUUGUGCCUUCAGGCAGCAGGUCCUGCAAUGUGAGGAGCUGUUCCUUGGAGCUAAACUAGGGGAUAAGGAUGAAACCAAAAAGUCGUCGGAAAUGGAACUCAAAACUGAACCGAAGGAUGACUGCAGCGACCACAACUCUGUGAAUGAGGAUCCCAACGACAGUAUGUCUUGUGAAAUUGAAGCUGAAGUUAAAGAUGUCAAGCCUAAGAAAGAAGAAGAAUAUAAAACAGAAGAUGGGAAUGAAAUGAAAGAAGAUUUAGAAGAUGUUAUGGAUGAUGAGGAUUAUAAUGAUUAUAUGGAUUCAAGUUCGGACUCGGACAAACCUAUCAAGAGGAAAGCUAAGGUCAAGAAAUUGAAGGGAAAUAGUACAAAGAAGAAGAAAACUUUAAAGACUAAAACUAAAUUGAAACAGAAACCAGGAUCCUCAACAGAGAAGAAAUUAAAGAAACCGCCAGUUGAAAAGAGAAAUACGUAUGAUAGGGAUUUAGAUUGUAUGUCCGAGGAGAAUCUGCUAACAAUCAUACAAUACUCAUAUGUAUGCCCAUUCAAGAAUAGAAGGAAUAACUACUAUUGUUUUUAUUGCAAAGAUUAUUAUCCAAAACCGGAAGAUUUGAGAGAACAUACGAUUUCUCACGACACUAAACCGUUCCAAUUAUUGAUGGGUUACAAGAAAAUGCCAAAAAUCGAUAUAACUAGAAUCGAUUGUAAAUUAUGUCCGAUGAAAAUCGAUGAUUUGGACACAUUCAAACGUCAUAUUGACGAAGUUCAUAAUAAGAAAAUAUAUUUUGAAGCUCCAGACAAGAUGUUGUUGUACAAAUUGACGUGGAACGAUCUAGUUUGUGUCAUGUGCAGUGAUGUGUUCGAAGAUUUUAAUACUUUAAAUACACAUAUGGUCGAACAUUUCAGUAAUUAUACGUGUGACGUGUGCGGCGUAUGUUUUCUCGAGAAACCGCGUUUAGACGCGCAUUUGAAGCGUCAUAAAGACGACGAGCGUCAUACGUGCGAGGUUUGCGGUAAAGUGUUCAAAUCUAAUCACUACAAAGACAUGCAUGUCGAUAUAGUGCAUAAGAAGAAAGCUAUCAUACGUUGUCCGAGAUGCGACGAGUGUUUUAUGUCGUACGCGCUCAAAAACAAGCAUCUAACCGAAGCUCACGGUCAAAAACGAACGUAUCCGUGCAAUUUGUGUGAUAAAGUUUAUAACAGACAGAAAACAUUGACCGAACAUCAACGACGGAAUCACCAGAAAGUUUUAAAACAUCAGUGCGAAUAUUGUGAUCAAAGAUUUUAUUUGCCGUCGCGUCUUAAAGAACAUAUAGCGACUCACACAGGCGAGAGGAACUUUAGGUGCGAAUAUUGUGAUAAAAGCUAUCCUAGACUCAAAUCUUUGCAAUAUCAUAUCAGAACUCAUACGAACGAUAGGAGAUAUAGGUGCCAUAUAUGCGGUCAAGCCUUCAUACAGAAUGCGAGCCUGAAGUCUCAUAUAAAAAGUCAUCACCCAGAAUGUGAUAUUGAAGGAUGUUACUACUAA